Molecule: messenger RNA, 1230 nt
Organism: Botrytis porri
Lineage: Eukaryota; Fungi; Ascomycota; Leotiomycetes; Helotiales; Sclerotiniaceae
Exons: 4
Coding region: 1-1230 (409 amino acids)
Biological process (GO): regulation of DNA-templated transcription
Molecular function (GO): zinc ion binding; DNA-binding transcription factor activity, RNA polymerase II-specific
Source: RefSeq, a predicted model, not a curated record
AUGCCUGGUGUACCAUCGGGACGUGGAUGCGAAGCGUGUCGUAAACAGAAGAAGAAGUGUGAUCAACUCCAGCCCUCGUGUUCACGCUGUAUACGACUGUCAAUUCCCUGCAUAGGUAGUGGAAUCAGGCGCUACAAAUUUAUAUCUGGUGCCAUCGACUCCACCGUAAAACCUAUUUCCACAACCGCGAAUCACAACAACGACAACACACUCCACACUACUCGUAAACAAAUAUUUCGAAUGCCCGGUAACAAAACUAUUUCCGUGGCAGGAUCAUUCAUAUCCGUUCUGGAAGUAAAAGAUAUUCGCUACGAUAUCGGUGUCUAUGGAGCAUUUCUCACAGAGAUUCCUAAGCGGCUGGGGAGUAGCGCCGCGCUAGAUGCUUCGGUUAAUGCUAUUUCGACGUCAUAUAAAUCGAUAUAUUCACGAACGAAACCAGUAGAGGCGCUAGAGAGUUAUGGGAGGGGGUUAAAGGCGCUAAGGGUUGCAUUGAAUGAUCCGAAAGAGGCUGUUGAAGCGAACACUAUUUCUGCAGCGCAAAAUUGGCAAGGCGCCUUUGAAGCAGAACUUUUAGUAACCUUGUGUGUUCCUCUGAUUAUGGAAGGCAUCCGAAACCCCAGGGUGAAGUGGACCCCAGUCAUAGGAAAACUAACCGAAGCUCGAGAUAACGCCAUUGGGAUCGAAAGCCUCAAGCUCCAAACCCUAGCCAAAGUCCCAGAAUACUUGAGAUAUCCAGAAGAAUAUCUUCCCGAAAUUAAAUCCACAUAUGCUCAAAUGAAAAUUGACCUCUCAACCAUGCGGAAUUCCCUAGACAAACUCCGUCAAGCCCCACAUACCAGAACACUACAUUCACGCUUCCAAGCCGCGUAUAGUCUGAUACUUUCAUUUGCCAACUUGCUGAACAGCUUACUUCGUGUAUCUUCGGACGAUCAUACAUCUUUAAUUCCGGAAUCGGUAUGCUUUGUUGAGGAAACCAUCGUUCUUGCCGAAGACGCACUUGAGUAUCGACCAUUAGGAUCGAGUGCUAUGCCAAUGGUCCUUACAACUGCUUGGGUGGCGACGAGUGACAUAUCUCGGAGAAUAAGAAUAGAGAAGCUGUUGACAGAAUACCAAUCCGAUUUCGCAAUUAUGAAUUGGAUGGAAGUCGCGUUGUGGCUGGAAGAAAGGUUGAGAGAUAUCCACUUCUCAUUGAAGGGUCUUGGUGUUGCGGCGCCGUUGAUAGUCACUUGA